UCCCAUCUCGUUCUCCGCUUUCGCUCUCUUCAUCGCCGACAGAGCAAGCUUAUUGGACGACGUCUCCCUCUACAUCGUUCGCCCGACUUCUCUCGAAACAAAGAAUCUUUCAUCGGAGAAGCCUAGGGUUUCUAGAUCGGGAUUGGUUCGUGCGAUUUCUCAGCGAAUUUCUAGGGAUUUGUGAUGGUUCGUCAGAGAAAUGGUCUGAGUGAUGGCGAUGAGGGCUCCGAUCGUGUGGAUCAGGCUUCGGGUGGUGAUUCCUCCGAAGAAUCCAGGGAGAUGGAUGGAAGAGGUUUGCCGGCUUCUCUCACCCUGAGGCUCAGAGAUGCUCUUCAGAACGAGGGGGAUUCCGAUCUGCUGCUUGAUCGGGGGGAUCUGGAGAACGGGGUUUUGCAGUGGCUUCGAGCUUUGGAUUCCCAGGUUCUUGGUGCUUGCCGUGCUGAUGAAAGGAUGAAUCCUAUGCUGAAGCUCAACGUUUCAAGCGGCGUUGCAGAGUACCAGCUCAUGGCGCAUCUAAGCCAGCAUUUUGAAGCAUCGGAGAUUGGGAUGCUUGCGAGGUGUCUCUGCGUUCCUUUGGUUUCGAUCCGUGUGGGAAAGAUCAAGAAGCAAGGGAGCCAUCUAUGUCCGACUUCUAUAAGGGGACAUCUUAACCUGACUCUCUUGCCUUCAUCCAACAUGUGCAUAUCAUUUUUUGGUGAUGAUGGUUGUAUCAGUAAACUAGCUGUAGUGAGCAGCAUUUCUGAGAGCCCAGCUGUGGCUAUUGAAGAAAUUUCAGCAGACAGGUCUGGCCGGUCAUUUCUAAUAAACCUCCCAGGGUCUGGCUCUUUGUAUUUCUGGUGCUCUGAGAAGUCAAAAUCAGAAGGAAUGCGGCUACUUACAAAGAUGAAAGAUUUGUUGUUAAGGAGGCCAUCAUUAGCACAUCUUUCUGGUGUCUCCGAGUCACGUCUAGCUUCUUUUGCCACACAUCUUCAGGCGUAUUUUCAUGGAUCAACUGGUAUUGCAGAAGCAGCUAAUUCAGCUGCUUCAUCAACUAGCUCAAUAAUGAGCACUUCCAGCGAACAUGAAUCUGUCUGUGACCCCCAAGCAUUAGCCCCUGUUCCUAAGUCAUCUUGCUUUCGGCUUGGAGUUUCUCAUACCACAAAAGCACAUUCUCUUCACCAAGGAAGUCUCAGUCCAAAAUCAAGCACAUUCAAGGAUGCACCGCCCAGAAGCUCAUCCUUAAUCAGAAGUUCGGUGAGGGAUAAGAUCAGGCGGCGUGGAGGUGGUAAUUCUAGCUUUGUGACUGGCAAUGGCCGACCAGCAGCUUCAGAUAUUGCCUCUAACAUGACUGAUGCAUUGCCUGCAAAUGACCACUUUGUUGAUCAGAAGCUCACAGAACUCUGUGAUUCUGUGAAAUGUUGCAUAUCUAGCAUCCCAUGUCCAUCCCUACCUCUGGCCUCUUUAAGUCCUUUAUCAGUUCAACUCCCAAUUCCCAGGGAUGUUUUUCCUGGUGCCCAGUUGUCACCUUAUUACUGCUGGUGUCCGCCCUGUGUAACCCCAGUGAGGUCUACCCUCGUGACUUCAUGUCUGUCAUCAACCUUGGAAUCUAAACCUCUACCACCUUUCCCUUCAGUAUUGGUAGCUGUUGAAGGCCCGGCCUUGGUUUCAUCCAGAUCGUCCACUGGGGUCAUCGAGAGGCCAGUAUCAAUGGGUCCUCCAAAUCUUCUGAAUGAGUCGCUGUUUCCCUUGCCAUUCACUGCACCAGUUCUUGUUACAACACCACUUUCGCCACAAAUUCCAACCUUUACACCUUUAAUCUCUGAUCCUAUUGUGCAUAUUCCAAUCAUUGAUGUUUGCUCCUCUGGUCAAGGUUACCUUGUCAGUGCUGGACCUGCGAUUUCCUCGGCUAUUCCACCCUUGCUUCCAAACGUUGUAAAUCCCAUUAUCCUAAAUUCUGAAUCUGCAUUGGAAAAGAGUGCAAGGGAAACUCUUCGGAUGCUAAUGGCUUCUACACCAAUCACUUCCAGUCCGCAUUUGAUGAACGUUUUACCAGCUGUCUUUGGCAAAGAAAAUGAAAAACUUGCCUUCAUCCAUGUGAACAAUCAAGCUGACCUUCCUGGUGAUCAUGGACUUAUAAUUAAGAAUAUACCUUCAUUCGAAUCAGUGGCUUCAGGGGAAAGAUUAUCUGAACAUGGCAGCUCCGACGCAGACGAACGGCUUGACAGUGAUGACACAAAGUACCCAAAAGUAUUUUCUUGUGCAAUGGACGAUCACUCGUAUUAAGAACUCGACUGUGUUCGUAACCUUACAAAGUGUAGGCCGGAGAUGUACAGUCGGUAUUUUUGUGUGAUGGCAAUGCAAUUAGCUUGGUGUUAAGUUCUCUAUUGAUGUGAUUAGUCUCAAUGUUCAUCUCUUCUUCUUCCAAUCAAUGUCUAUUCGUAUCUUUUUCACUUUGUCAUUGCCAGGGGCUUGGAUGUAUUGAUGCCCUCUUGUUCCACUUGUACAAUAGAUUUAAUCUGUUAAAAUUUCCUGCAUCCAAGUCUGUGCUGAUGUUUCUGUUUCUGUUUCCUUUUGUUGAGAACUUUUUCUUCAAGUUGUAAAACAUUAAUCUCGUGUA
Dioscorea cayenensis subsp. rotundata (Guinea yam) is the source of this 2596-nucleotide messenger RNA. RefSeq lists its product as uncharacterized. NCBI's taxonomy places the organism in Eukaryota, Viridiplantae, Streptophyta, Magnoliopsida, Dioscoreales, Dioscoreaceae. Bases 184 to 2262 code for a protein of 692 amino acids. The transcript has 5 exons. The record is from RefSeq and is a predicted model, not a curated record.